Venturia canescens is the source of this 5406-nucleotide messenger RNA. RefSeq lists its product as uncharacterized. Bases 90 to 5099 code for a protein of 1669 amino acids. The transcript has 25 exons. The record is from RefSeq and is a predicted model, not a curated record. NCBI's taxonomy places the organism in Eukaryota, Metazoa, Arthropoda, Insecta, Hymenoptera, Ichneumonidae.
CCGGCGAUGCCGGUUUUUCCCUACAGUACUUAUUACGCGUUCACUAUUUCUGAUGUAACAUAAAUAUUGGUUGUCAAGAAAAAGGGACGAUGAGCAACGAGUUCAUCGAGAUCGACCAGGUCGAAUGGGAAAAGGUUGCUCGGAGAGUAUUUUACGACUGUCUCGCAUCGUCGUCCUCGUCGUCGUUUUCAUCGCUUUCGCCAUUGUCGUCGAGGACCAGCAAUGUUACGGUCAAAACCCUCGUUGAUUAUAUUGAAAGAAUCGCUACCGGCAAAUAUAGAGAUAAACAUCUUCUCGAUGAGCUGCAAAAGUCAAUCGCGGAAUGCUCGGGUGACGGUUGGGUGAAUUAUGCUUUGUUCAAAAAAGCGUCCAAGCGUUGGGUCACAAAGAUACAGCAGCGUCGCGUGCAAGAUGGAAAUAAUAAUGUGACCAAGGACGAUUCAAGGUCCGACGACGAGAAACAACACUCUGCCGACUCGAGCGACAACGAACGAGAUUUCGAGAUUUUGUUUGGGGAACGCCGCAGGAAGAACAAAGCCUCACGGAAGUCAGUCACAGUCGAUUUCGUCGAUCUUCUAAAUGUGUCGAGUUACAGUCCGAGCAGCGACACGACACACGGGUGCGCGAUGUCCGACACAGCCCCCGAGUCUCCCGACGAGGCCGACAGCGGCUGUGGCGUCGCCGUUGGCAUCGGCGAUGUACCGGCGCUUGAUUUACGAAUGCGAAUCCGGAGAUUCGACGAAGAGAAUUCCAUGCUCAGGGAAGAUCUCGUCAGAGCUGAAGAACUCUCGGCUGGGCUACAGCGACAGCUCGAAAACCUACGAAAAAAGUUCGAUCAGACGAAAGAAAAAUGUCGCCAGUUAGAACGCGAGAACGACGAGCAGCAAGAGUUACUGCACGAGGCGGAGGAAAAGGAGCGGGACUGUCGAUGGGCCUUGCAGAAAAUGGAAAAAGAGAAAAAUUCACUCGCGAGAAAACUCGACGAUGCGGAGGCAGAAAAACAACAAAUAGCUUUGUUGGACUCACACUUGGAGAGACUAAAAAAAGAAAAAUAUGACUGCAUUAGAGAACUGACCUUGUGCAGACAAGAACUUGAGGAUAAACAGAGAGAGUGCGAACUGUUGAGAGACCAGCUUGCCCAGAUAAGCGAAGUGAACAAAAGUUUACAAGAAUCUUACGAGAAAAGUAUUCAGUGCUUACGGGAUAAGGUUCAAGAAUUAAAAAACGAAAAAUUCGUUUUUUGCACACCAGACACUGUCGGAAGUCCUUCCGAUGGAAAUGGUCCGGCUACACCAAUUGGAUUUCUGUACUCUCGCACGCCGAGUCUUUCCUGCAACGAUGACGCGCUGCACGAUUCCUUGUUCGAGGAAUUAAAAGCUUCUGGAUUUUCGGCGUCUAAUGAGUCCAGAGUUCGCGAGCUUGAGGACGAGUUAUCUUGGUACGAGGCGAACAUCGGUCAAGCCCUGACUGAAAUAAACAAGGUGAUGCAGAAAUUUUCUCAUGAUAUACCAAAAUCCCAAGAUCCCGACGCCAGAGUUAACGAUACGGAUGAAGAACAAGGUCCCGAAGUGUCAUCGCUCUUGAGGAAAAUUUCGGAGUUAUCGAAUGCGGUGAACGAGAUCGUACGGAAGCCCGAGGUGAAGGACGCGAGUUCACAGGCGUCUACCGAUUCGAGCUACACGAAUCAACGACUAUCCAGUCAAUUGGGAAUUCGUUGCUUUCAGGACGAGUUCAAUUCUAUACGUGAAAAAAGGGAGCGUCAAUCAGAGAAACAAGAGAAUUGGAGUUUUCAACGCGUCAAGGACACUUUUGCGGGAGCUUUCUCGAUGAAUACGCACUCCCUCGGCGACUGCGGGGACGUCGAAGAAGCCGAAAUUGCAUGUGAAGCCGUCAAAUCUGAUAACGAUCGCUUCUCAACUUCCUGCUCCAUGUCGACUGGCCUCGGGAUUCAAGAGCACACCAUUAUCGAACCCAUCGUUCAAGAACUCGAGAGAAUAAUUCAGUGCACGAACGAACGCGAGGAAAAAAACACGGCUCAUACCUCGCCUUCUAAAAACCCCAGGUCCAGAUGCAUCUAUACGACGGUCGACAAUUCUGCAGCAGACUUGAAUUUAAACCCUCCGAAGAAUCUGCAGCCCGAUUUUGCAUCGACUUACGUUAUUUCGUCGGGAGGUGGAGACGGAUUGUUACGAGGAAUGAUAAAUAAUACAACGUUGAACGACGAUUUUACGGUAGAGCCGAUCGCUCAACUGGUCAAGACAUUAUCACUGUCGGAGGAUUCAAGUAAAUUAGGUGCUAGUUCGUUAACGGAAUCAAUGAUAAAAUCGAACACUUUGGAGAGUGAAAAAAUCAGCAAGACUGAAGCGAUACCCGAGGAGAGGAACGAUUCAGAUUUCAUCGGUACGGAAUCUGGCGGAGCAGCGGUCGAAAAGCCAUUGGAAAAAAAAGUAGACAAACCGAAUGGUAACAUCGUAGAUUAUUGUGAGACGCCAAUUAAUAUAAAUUUGCGGAAUAGACCGAAACGAAAAAUUUCCGUGUUUGAUCGUUCUUUCGACAUAGAUACGCUGAACGACGAGACCGAACCAGGAGUUUGUUCCAACACUUACAGACUGACCGAGCGUUUGAUGAGUGCACCGUCCGAGCAAGAAAAGAGCUUGGACGAAGAAUCGUUUGAUUCAGAAAGUAUGAAAAACUCUCAGAGUAGUAAAAACUUUUUAUUCAGUUAUCGUGAAAAAAACGAUGAGAGCGAUUCCUCGGAUAACGUUUCACCGAGCAAGGGCCACGAUUGUUUUGAUUCCCUGACAGAAAUCGAAACUCCGAAUCGAUCGAGUCAGCGGCCUGUUAUCGCUCCAACUAAAUUGAAGCUUCCCUCCGUCAUGGAAAUACCACCAUACGCUCCAGUCGCAACAUCAACGAAAUUCAACGACGAGGCUAAGAACUCGAAUAAUUAUGAAAAGAGACAAAUUUACGAGAAAAAUCAUUUUCCCUCGGACGUGAGCUCCAUCUCGAAGGACAUGAACAGCUUUGCCAACGAUUUCACACGACCGUCUAACCGAGAUAUUGGGAAAGGAGUGACUUAUCGCAAAUCACCUUCUUCCCGACAACUUAAUUUUUCUAACUUUCCAGUUCUAUCACGAAACGACGAUACUGACUCGACCAAUCAAAUGGCUCAAGAAGAAUCGGUCGAUCUUUCGAAAAGCGUUUCUCUCCCCGAUGUCGAAUCAACUUGCAACGAUUUCACGUCAAAAAUUCCUGCUGCUCAACCCAAUGCGAAACCUCCCCUCUCGUUGACAUACAACAAGCCACAGACUGACGUCCAAACUACUCAUGCACGCGAUCCUUCAAAGCCCGGAGGUUUGUGGUACGGUCACGUCGAGGAAGCCGUUUGCGGAUACGAAACGAGGGACGACAACGAGAGGAACGCUGCGAGUUACGGAGGCGGCGUUACUGGGUCGGCGUGUAUCCGUCGCGAGGGUAAAGACGAAAAAGCAAAUGUCUCACCGGCGGCAGUAGCGCUCGCGAUGUCAAGCGGCGAGGAUAGCUCGGACAGUGAGUGCGGUCCAAUGGCGAUACGAGAAAACGAUAACGCACAUUGUAACGUUGGGAACGAGACUCGCUCGAUAUCACCGACCGUUUUGAAUUUUGUUGGCGGCGCGUUACUCGGUACCUCAACACCGGCUUCGAUAAAUAACAACAAUGAAAAUUGCAACAAUAACAAUGUGAAGAAACUCGAUGACAUUCCGGAUCAUCAGACGAAAAAGUCAAUCGUCCCUAAACGAGAAAAGCGUGAGAAACCGCACACCAUUCGCAGAUCUUUAUCGGACAGCGGAUGUGGGCGUUCCGAAUGUCGCUGCCGCUUGACCAACGUUGUUUCAUCUCAAGAAGAAUUUAAUAAAGAAGAAAAUCGUCCCGCUGUUUUCCCGAGUCUCACUGAUGCAAGACUUCAAGAGUCUGGCAUUGCCAAGCUCCCGAACAACGAUGAACUUCGAGAAAAUCUUCCCGAGGCUGAACUCGAGCGAAAAUUCAUCGCUCUUUCGGUGGGUCUGGUCACUGAUCGGGUAACGUUACAUCGACGAGUAGCACUCUCUAUUCGCCAGAGGGAUCAAUCGGAGAGGAAUCUUAGCUGUGAGAUUCAGAAAAUGCAUCAGGAUAUACAGGAUCUAGCGCCACUGUGCAUCGAUCGAGAAUCUGUCGAGAGAGUCGAACGUGUCAGACAUCAGCUCGAGAUGAUAAACCAGUGCGCUCACAGAGUUUCCUGCACAGCCGAGACUCUCGGCGCGGUACAUCAGGAAAACAGAAUCUCCAGGGCGGUUCUACUCGCCGAUCGUUAUCUCCUCGUUCUGAGAUCCAGAUGUGAGAAAUUGGCUCAUGACCUCUCUGAGACCAAGCGUAUCCUGACGGAAAAUAACAUCGUUGUUGAGGAUCAUAGCGGGGAGCUCGGUGAUGAUAUGCCACGAACCCGGUAUCGGGGAGUCCCCAUCACUAAUCGUACGAUGAUGGCUAGGAGAAGAGCUAGCAUAGCAACGAUAUUUCGACCGUUGGGCAACUUUCAGGAUGGCACAAAGGACGGCUUGAGGCAACGAAAUUCCGUAUCAGGAAGAGUUACCCUCAGAAGACCCUCGCUGAGUGCCGAAGUUCAAAAAUGGGAGGUGGAAAAACUCGAUCGCACGGACAGCAGUUCCAGCAGUAUAGGGGAAUUACGUGAAAUAUUCGAGCAGGCUGAAUCUCGUAGGAAUUCACGUGAGGAAAAUAACAACGUGUUGCGUUUGCAUUCGAGUAAUUUGAAUAUUCGAGCGGACUGCGAGCAAAACAGCGAGAUUGAAGUUUGGACGAAUGCACGAGAAGAGUCCGUGCCAGAAUUACCAGUCACUCCAAACGGAUUUCAUGAAUCGAGACACGGACGAAGCACCACCGCUUUUGUUCCCUGCUGGAAAACGAUGAUGUGGUGCAUUGUAAUCUCAUUCUUCUUUGGCUUCUACGUCAAGCACGCUGUUUCAUCGUCCAGCGAAUGUUCGAGCUCGAAUCUCAAAUGGUGGUCCAUUGAGGAACUCGUCGAACGUUAUUUUUCAGCGCAAAGUAAUUCACCGAGGCCAAUAUGAAUAAGCGUAUUCAGUUUGAAACGUAUUUCAAUGAAAAACUAAAACUACUUAUAAUAAUGACAUAAUACAAGUGUGUAACUAUCGUUACAUGAUUACCCCUGUCCCCCCUCCUGUGAAUUAUGAAGUGUCAAUAAUUAUUACUGUAAUACGUGCAAUGACACUUCGAUCUAAAAAAUCGUUGUGGUAUUUGAAUUGUAAGAGGAAUAAUUCAAUUUUGAAUAUAAAAAGCAACGAUAAGAAUAUAUAAUCAUUGUGAAAAGAAAAACGAAAGAUAUUUAAAUAAACAGAAUAGACUGCUGGUACAGUU